AUGGCUCGUUCCUGGAAGCCCGUCUUCUGGGCUCUGUUCCUGCUCGUGCAGCUGGGCAUCGCCUCCUCCGUUGCCGAGAAAAUUGGUCUGACGAGCAAACCCGUGGCUUCAUUGAGCCUCGAGGAGCUCGACGAGCAGCUGCAGCAAUGCUCCGUAGUCCAAAGCCUCACGGCCGACAAACUCGCCAAGCUCUCCUCAACCCCGUCCCUCCUCUCCCGCGCCUUCGGCACCCUCUUCCCCGGAUCCCCCGCCGUCAACGCCCUCCUCGCGACCCUCUACAUCUCGGGCCCCCCCAACUUCCUCCUCGCCCUCUGCCCGACCGACAUCGACCCCUCCUCCCUCUCCGUCAUGGUCGCCUUCGCCGUCGGCGGCCUCAUGGGCGACACCCUCUUCCAUCUCCUCCCGGAAAUCUUCCUCGGCGAGGACGAGCCCGAGCGUGCGCGCCUGGUGCUCGUCGAGCCCAACCGGAACCUGCUGCUCGGCGUCGCCAUCCUCGUCGGCUUCAUGACCUUUGUGGCCAUGGACAAGGGGUUGCGGAUCGCGACAGGCGGGGAGGGGGGUCACUCGCAUGAUCACGGGCACGCGCACUCGCAUGCCGAGACCAAAGCCGAGGGCGUGUCGUCUGCCGUGGAGAAGGCGGGUGAGGUCACGUCGCGCAAGAAGAAGGCUGAGGGCGCCGGCGCCAGCUCCGGAUCCAACGGCACUGUGGAGAAGCCGGAGAAGGAGAUGAACCCCAGCGUGAAGCUCGGAGGCUACCUGAACCUGAUCGCCGACUUCACGCACAACAUCACAGAUGGCCUCGCAAUGUCCGCCAGCUUCUACGCCUCCCCGACCAUCGGCGCAACCACCACGGUGGCUGUCUUCUUCCACGAGAUCCCCCACGAGGUCGGCGACUUUGCACUGCUCGUGCAGUCCGGCUUCAGCAAGCGUGCCGCCAUGGGCGCCCAGUUCGUCACGGCUCUCGGCGCCCUGCUCGGCACCCUCAUUGGCAUCGCCGUCCAGGAGCUCGGCGGUAGCGGCUCUAGCUCCAGUGAGGGCGGCAUGGCGCGGAACGCGGGGCUCUGGGGAACUAGCUUGACCUUGGGCGACCUGCUCCUCCCAUUCACCGCGGGCACCUUCCUCUACGUGGGCACCGUUGCCGUCAUUCCCGAGCUGCUCGAGACGGGCCCGAACAAGAUGGCCGAGCUGCGCAAGACCGUGGUUCAGUUUGCCGCCAUCGCCGUUGGCGCCGGUAUCAUGCUGUACAUCUCGUGGCACGACUGA
This is a messenger RNA of Colletotrichum orchidophilum, 1263 nucleotides long. Its product is annotated as ZIP Zinc transporter. Gene Ontology annotation, biological process: zinc ion transmembrane transport; intracellular zinc ion homeostasis. The transcript has 4 exons. Gene Ontology annotation, molecular function: zinc ion transmembrane transporter activity. Lineage: Eukaryota; Fungi; Ascomycota; Sordariomycetes; Glomerellales; Glomerellaceae. Bases 1 to 1263 code for a protein of 420 amino acids. The record is from RefSeq and is a predicted model, not a curated record. Gene Ontology annotation, cellular component: membrane.